AUGCCGCCGAGAAGAGAAAACYCCGAUUUAGCACAACUUGUUUCAGAGCAACUUAUUGYUGCACUBCCUACCAUAGUCAGCCAAGUGGCUGCUGGCUUGAAUGCUAACCAACCUUCUAACUUGGAGUCUCGACCACCGCGGGAAUGUACUUAUAAAACCUUCCGAGCUUGCAAUCCUAAGGAAUUUAACGGAACAAAAGGAGCGGUAGAAUUAUUGACUUGGCUCGAGAGUAUGGAAUCCGUGUUGCACAUUAGCAACUGCACUGAASGGAAUAAGGUAAAAUAUGCGGCAUGCCUUUUACAAGGAAGGGCGCUCACAUGGUGGAACACCUUGGUGCAAAAAAGAGGCCAAGAAGCAGCCAAUCAGCUCUCAUGGGAGGAGUUUAAGAAGUUGCUAAAAGAAGAAUACUGUUCGAGAAGUGAACUCCAGAAAUUGGAGAUGGAGCUGUGGAACCUUGAGAUGAAGGGAGAUGAUAUAUCUGCGUACACAACGAGGUUUCAAGAAUUGGCAAACCUGGUGCCACACCUUGUGACACCAGAGGAGGUUCGGAUAGAAAGAUACAUUUGGGGUUUAUCCCCAGAAAUUAGAGGCAACAUAACCUCUGCCAAUCCAAAAACUUUUCAAGGAGCUAUGGAAAUUGCCACGAAACUCACAAACAAUGCGGUGCGAUCUGGAGGUUUGGCCAAGGGGAAAAGAAAGRUAGAGGAUUAUGAAGACCGAAAAUUUGGAAGGAAACAGGACCGGAAUAGGAGAACAACGAGAAACUUUGGAGCUCAAUCACAGAUAGCCGGACAGGGCGAUGUGAUUAAAUGCGAUAAAUGCAAAGUUCCGCAUCGGGGGAAUUUCAUUAUCUGCAGGAGGUGCCAUCUUGGGGGUCACGCGGCAAAGGAUUGCCGGAAAAGACUAUGCUUAGAAUGUGGGAGUCCAGACCACAUGAGGAAUGUUUGCCCAAGAAGGAGAGCAGGGACAAAUGUAUAUCAGACUCGGUAG
This is a messenger RNA of Cynara cardunculus var. scolymus (artichoke), 990 nucleotides long. RefSeq lists its product as uncharacterized. The record is from RefSeq and is a predicted model, not a curated record. The coding region runs from base 1 to 990 and encodes 329 amino acids. Lineage: Eukaryota; Viridiplantae; Streptophyta; Magnoliopsida; Asterales; Asteraceae. The transcript has a single exon. Gene Ontology annotation, molecular function: nucleic acid binding; zinc ion binding.